ACACAUUACGGCACAACUUUUAGCCACAGCUUCUCUCCUUCGCUAAAGGUUGUGAGAUCGUUAUUCAACAGCAGGCGUCCCUUGGCUCAGGUUUGCUCCUCACCGGUCCACCAUCGGCGGCCGUUCCGGCCAAUUUCCCUCCGCCAUGGCCUACGCUACUCGGUUACACAUUUCUCUCCCACACGCUCUUCUUCCUACUGUAUCUUGCUGGUUGUCUCCUCCCGCCGUUUUCCGCAGGCUGAGCGGUUUUUCCUCAACCUGCAAGUUAUUCUCCCAUUCGAGUAAGUUUAAGGCUCCGUCGACUCUGGUUUAUGCGCAGGCCAAACGAGGCUUUUCUGCUAAAGAAGACGAUGUAGCUUCGUCUGUUGAUCUUGAAUUUGAAGCACCGCUCAAAAUUGUGGAAUAUCCGGACCCAAUACUUAGAGCGAAGAAUAAGCGUAUUGGUUCAUUUGAUGAUAAUCUGAAGAAGUUGGUGCAGGAAAUGUUUGAUGUAAUGUAUAAAACUGAUGGUAUUGGGCUCUCGGCACCUCAAGUGGGAGUUAAUGUUCAACUUAUGGUAUUUAAUUCAGUUGGUGAACGUGGUGAAGGGGAGGAAAUUGUUCUUGUGAACCCUAAAGUUUACAGAUAUUCCAAGAAAACUGUACUCUUUAAUGAAGGUUGCUUAUCAUUCCCGAUGAUAUAUGCUGAUGUAGAGAGACCAGAAUCAAUUAAGAUUGAUGCACGAGACAUCAGUGGUACAAGGUUUAUGGUCAACUUGUCAGGCCUUUCUGCAAGAGUCUUCCAGCAUGAAUUUGACCAUUUGCAGGGAACUUUGUUUUUCGAUAGAAUGACGGAUGAAGUACUCGAGACCAUUCGCCCUCAGCUGCAGGCCUUAGAAAAGAAGUACGAAGAUAGAACUGGAUUACCAAGUCCUGAAAGAAUAGAGAACUUUAGAAGGAAGGUUGGUGCUGGUUUUGGAAAAUCGUGAUUGUAGAUUAUGAUUAUGAAUGCUACUACUAAAUUGUAUGAUCUUAAGAAUUUUGAUUUUGAUACUUUGGUGGUUUUUCUAUACUUUGACCAUAUUAUUUAAGUUACAUCAUAGGUUUGUUACUUCA
Molecule: messenger RNA, 1094 nt
Organism: Cucumis sativus (cucumber)
Lineage: Eukaryota; Viridiplantae; Streptophyta; Magnoliopsida; Cucurbitales; Cucurbitaceae
Product: peptide deformylase 1B, chloroplastic
Exons: 6
Coding region: 146-967 (273 amino acids)
Biological process (GO): peptidyl-methionine modification
Cellular component (GO): chloroplast; mitochondrion
Molecular function (GO): peptide deformylase activity
Source: RefSeq, a predicted model, not a curated record